AAUUGUCUAUCUUCUUCCAACUUGAAAAAUUCCUACAAAAGCAAUUAGUUAAUUCAUCACUCAUGUAAAUAAUCCAAAAUCCCUCUCAGCACACACUAUCAUUACUAAGACAUUUGGACAUGCACUUGAAAACAUAUAUGCCUAUUUUGACACGUCGAUUAAAUGGUAUAUCAUCUUUUUCCACUACCUCUAGGAUAAGGAAUUAUCAUGCUUUGCCAAGAAUUAUUAUAUUCUUACUCCUUUUGAUUUAUUCUGAUACACAAAUUGUUGUUGGGAUUUAAAGCUUACACAUCAAGGAGCCUAGCACAGCGGAACUCCACUACUUCACAAUUCGUAUACUAUAAAUGAACCUUCACUAUGAAGCUCAGAGGCAAGCAAAUUCAUAACCAAGUAAAGACUAAUUAACUAGGAUGCCAACGAAGCCUCUUUCAUCUUCUUCACAUCAAGGUCUUUUCUCGUCUUUCUUUAAGAUUCUGAGUUUUCUGGUAAAGCCAUUUUGGGUAGAAUUAGGGUAUUUCAUGAUCUUUUCUUUUUUAGGUUUCUUAGCUUUGAAUGUUACAAAACCUAGAACGCUACCAUCAUUUCGGCCUCAUAACCUAGAUGUGUUUUUCACUUCUGUUUCAGCUACCACAGUUUCUAGCAUGUCUACUGUUGAAAUGGAAGUUUUCUCGAAUGCACAACUUGUUUUCAUGACCAUAUUGAUGUUUCUUGGUGGGGAGGCUUUUACCUCUUUUCUUAGACUUCAACUCAUGAAGUUGAAACUUGUCAAGAAACACAGUGUAUUGCAGAACAACGAUGCUUUUGACUAUUCAAACUCUAGUAAUGGUGAAGGUCUUCAUAAUCUUGAGCUAGGAACAGUAGGUUUGGACAAUAAAUUAGAACAUGCAGUAAUAAACCCUAUGGAGGAUGGUCAUCAUGAGGCCAUCGCUAAGUUGAAGUCUAUAAGAUUGUUGACUUACGUGGUUUUGGGUUAUAUCCUAGUUGUUAUUCUCCUUGGUUCUUCCUUAGUUUCUAUAUACAUAACAUUUAUCCCAUCUGCAAAACAAAUUCUCAACGAAAAAGGGCUCAACUUGCAUACUUUUUCAAUAUUCACCACUGUUUCAACAUUUGCAAAUUGUGGAUUUGUUCCUACAAAUGAAAACAUGAUGGUUUUUAAACAAAAUUCAGGCCUUCUCCUCAUUCUUAUCCCUCAAAUCCUUCUUGGUAACACCUUGUAUGCUCCUAGCUUACGUUUUGUUAUUUGGUUCCUUUGGAAAUUCACAAAGAGACAAGAGUUUGAGUAUAUUUUAAAGAACUCGAAACGUGUAGGAUAUUCACAUAUUUUCCCCCGUUUUGAAACCAUCGCUAUUGCAGUUACUGUUUUGGCAUUCAUAUCAGUUCAGUUUGUAGCCUUUUGUUCAUUGGAGUGGAAUUCUGAAGCCGCUGCUGGGCUUAGUACCUAUCAGAAGCUGGUGGGGUCAUUGUUUGAGGUUGUCAAUACCAGGCAUACUGGUCAAUCUGUGUUCGAUAUUUCAACCUUUACUCCAGCAAUUAUAGUAUUGUUCGCCUUAAUGAUGUAUCUAUCAUCCUAUACUACUUUUUUGCCUGUUGAUAAUCAUGAAGAGAGGUUAAAAACUAAAGAAAAAAUUAACAGGAAAAAAAGGAGAAGCUUGGUGAAGUACAUAUCAUUCUCACAACCUUCUUGUUUGGUUAUUUUUACCAUUCUUAUUUGUGUAGUGGAGAAAGACAAAACGAAAAAUGAUCCACUCAACUUCAACGUACUCAACAUUGCCUUUGAAGUCAUCAGUGCAUAUGGGACUGUUGGAAUGUCAAUGGGCUAUAGUUGUGCAAGGCAAAUGAAACCAGAUGGUCAUUGCAAGGACACAACAUAUGGAUUUGCUGGAAAAUGGAGUAAUACGGGAAAGUUCCUUUUGAUUAUUGUCAUGUUCUUUGGAAGGAUGAAGAAGUAUAAUCAAAGAGGUGGAAAGGCUUGGAAAGUAUUAUAACUUCACUUAGAAUUACUUUAAAUGUAUUUAAAAUAAAUGGGCAACUUCUUUGACCUUUCUCACUCUCUCUCGCAUUUUUUUGGCCUUUUUAUUUCUUCCAUGUAAUCCUAGUGUAAAACAAGUUAUUGCUAUGUUGUAAUGUUAUAUGACAUGUAUAUAACUAUCCAUUUUUUUUUGGGGAA
This is a messenger RNA of Capsicum annuum, 2167 nucleotides long. Its product is annotated as sodium transporter HKT1. The transcript has 3 exons. Gene Ontology annotation, biological process: monoatomic cation transport; transmembrane transport. Bases 411 to 1985 code for a protein of 524 amino acids. The record is from RefSeq and is a predicted model, not a curated record. Gene Ontology annotation, cellular component: plasma membrane. Gene Ontology annotation, molecular function: sodium ion transmembrane transporter activity. Lineage: Eukaryota; Viridiplantae; Streptophyta; Magnoliopsida; Solanales; Solanaceae.